AUGGAAAAUUCGGUGAGCGGGUCGCGGGAAUUACUGCCGCCACCGGCAGCGGCAAUAGCGGAGGGAGAUGUGAGUGCUAGCCUGUACCUGACAGCGCAGCGGUGGCGUUCGUACCUCCUUGAGCACUCAGUGGCGUUCCGUCGACUGCAGGAGGAGCGCGAGCGGGGAUGGAGGUCGGCGGCAUUGGAUGAGUGGUACGCGCGACGGCUGGCAAACACGACUCCUUCAUCCGCCACUGGUGCCACCAUCGCUAGCCCUUCUCGACCCGCAUUCGAACUGGCAGUGAAACAUGGGACUCAAGUAGGCAAUGGCACCACAGCGUUUGUGAAUGCAGACGUUGCCGCUCUUGCCAAACGCUAUCAGCAGCAUGCGCGGCGCAUCAUGCAACACGCCGCAGGCACCUUCUUUACGGCUCUCCCAAGGGUGAGUUCGCUUGGCAGCAGCAACGCUGCGGUGAACCCUGCACCGUCUGCGCCGCUUUUUUUGGACCUCGGCUGUGCCCCAGGCGGUGUGUCAAAGUACCUCGUGGAGGACUUAGGGUGGCGCGGUGUUGGGGUGACGCUGGCGAGCGCAGACGGCGGCAUAGACAUGGACCCUCUUCUUUUGCAGGAGUGCGCUCGCAGUGACGCGUCGUUUGUACUGCUCGACGGGGACGUCACGCAGCCGCCGAGCACAUGGAGUCGUUCGGCGGCGUACGCACAUGUGGAAGGUGAGAGUUAUGCGACAAACGUGUCUGCCCCAUCAUCGUCAAGCGCGUCUUCGACUGUCUGCGAAGCGGAUGCUCUACUGCUUUCUGUAUUGUUGUUCAAGUCGCACUCCUCAUCGGAGCCGCGCUUUCACUUCGUUAACGGCGGUGCUGUGCUCGAUCAUGGUCAACGGCAACGGUGGGAUAGGGCGGAAGAGGCGGCCCUGGGAUCCGCCCUUAUGCCAAGCUGUGGCGUGAGUGCGCGCGGUGGAGUCAAUUGCGAAGAUGCAUCGCCUGCUACCUCUUUGCCAUCUACCUGUGCGGAGACUGCAGCGCCCAUUUUGCCGUGGUUCAGCCUCCUCGUGCCGCAGCUGAGAACGGCGCUGACGUACGUUGCUACAGGCGGUGCACUGAUGCUGGUUCAUGGUGCCCCGCACUGCGCGAGCCUCUUCAUUCUGAUGCGGUGUAUGGAGGAGGUCGUCGACGUAGCUCCCGCUACGUCCUCGUCGGCGGGCCGUGGCAGCGUGCACGUGCUGGAGACAAUGCACCUUGCAAAGGCACCUAUCUAUGUGCUGUGGACAGGUGUUCGACCACCGCGCAAUGGCCAGACUGAUUCAGUCGAAGUUCGGGAGAUACCGGAUGCGCAGACGUGCCUACUCGAGGCGCUCAGCACGACAUCGCCGCGCGUCUUUCCGCUCUGUAGUACAUCGUCGCCGCCAUCUACUACCUCCCCCGGCUACAGUCGUUCACUACUACACGAGAAGCAGCGCCUUUGGCUAGGUGAGUCAGACGAGGGGUUCAAGCUAGCUGUCGAUGGCUUCCAGCGGUACGGCCAUCUUGUCGAGGCUGUCUGGGAGCGGAUGGAGGCGUUUCUCCGACAGCGCCGUGAGCGAGCAGAGCGUGAGGUGCACGGUGGUGGCGGAGGUGCUCUCCAUGGCUGGAGGGCGGCGUCCACGGCGGGCUUGAAGCGCAUGCGGAGUGACGGCUGA
Leishmania braziliensis MHOM/BR/75/M2904 is the source of this 1674-nucleotide messenger RNA. RefSeq lists its product as hypothetical. The coding region runs from base 1 to 1674 and encodes 557 amino acids. The record is from RefSeq and is a predicted model, not a curated record. The transcript has a single exon. NCBI's taxonomy places the organism in Eukaryota, Euglenozoa, Kinetoplastea, Trypanosomatida, Trypanosomatidae.